Molecule: messenger RNA, 1622 nt
Organism: Ilex paraguariensis (yerba mate)
Lineage: Eukaryota; Viridiplantae; Streptophyta; Magnoliopsida; Aquifoliales; Aquifoliaceae
Source: the annotation of a GenBank genome assembly
CUCUCCCCUUCUCUUGUUUUCUCAAAAUCGUCUCAUUUGUCUCUCCAUUUUCUCUCUCUACAAUCCACUGAAGAAAACACACCCCUAUGUAUGUAUAGGUGGGGAAAGGAAUUGCGAUGAUUUCGCGUUGACCUUCGAUUGGCCAGUCUCUGCAACGUUAGCCAGCGCUCAUGAGAGGCUGAGUUAUGCUGUGGAACUGCAAUGUUGGUGGGUCAUCCUCAUAAUAAUUUUCCUCCAUAUCAUGGCCUUGCGACCUCUCCGCCUCUCCUCCAGACGAACUCCUCCUAAGUUUCUUUUUAUUGGACUCUUAAUUCUUGUGCCAAUUUGUGUAAUUGGGAGUUUCAUCUACGGUCAGAAAAUCUCUUAUUUCUUCCGUCCACUUUGGGAUAAUCCCCCAUCUCCAUUUGAGCACUUACCACAUUAUUAUGCAGAAAACGUUUCUAUGGACCACCUCUGCCGCCUCCAUGGCUGGUCCUUACGUUCGGUUCCCCGUCGUGUCUUUGAUGCCAUCAUAUUCAGCAAUGAGCUGGACCUGCUUGAGAUUAGGUGGCGUGAACUCCAUCCGUAUGUUACAAAAUUUGUCAUCCUCGAAGCCAACACCACCUUCACUGGCAUUCCAAAGCCUUUAUUCUUUGCUGCAAAUCGAGAUCGAUUUUCCUUUGCAGAGGGGAAAAUUGUUCACAGUGUGUUUCCUGGCCGGAUUGCAUCGUAUGGCUCACAUGAAGACCCAUUUGUACUUGAGUCACAGCAGCGGGGGGCUAUGAACGGAUUGAUUCGCCGUGCAGGUAUCUCCAGUGGCGACCUCCUCAUUAUGUCAGACACCGAUGAGAUCCCUAGCUCCCACACUGUGAAACUACUUCAGUGGUGUGAUGAGGUGCCUCAAGUGCUGCAUCUUGAGUUGAGACACUAUAUGUACUCCUUCGAGUUCCCUGUGGACUACAGCAGCUGGCGCGCCACGGUCCACAUUUACAGCCCGCGGACUCAAUACCGGCACUCACGCCAAACUGAUCUUAUACUUUCUGAUGCGGGAUGGCACUGUAGCUUUUGCUUUCGGCAUCUACGAGAGUUUGUAUUCAAAAUGACUGCCUACAGUCAUGCAGAUCGUGUGAAGCAUAAAGAUUUUUUGAAGUAUUCUAGAAUUCAGAAACUCAUCUGUCGUGGAGAUGAUCUUUUCGAUAUGCUACCUGAGGAAUAUACUUUCCAGGAAUUGAUUAAGAAGAUGGGACCAAUAACUCGUUCGGCUUCUGCAGUUCAUCUUCCUGCUUGCUUGAUAGAAAAUGCAGAGAAGUUCCAAUUUCUUCUUCCUGGGGGUUGUGUACGCUCAUAAGAAUGAAAUUUUCUUGACAAGCUGUGCCACACAUCAGAUAAGUGGAAGUUGUUUAGAACUUUAGAUAGAAAGUAUCUCACGAAAUUGUUUUACAUUUACUUAAAAAAAUACUGUUUUAGGUUGCUCUUAUUGUCCUUUCAUUCCUUUCGUGCAGUGACGCUUGUGGUUCUCUGAAGAUGUGAGGAAUUUCAAUUUUGUGUUUUUUUCUGUAUGAUAGUCUUCUUUUAGAUUAUUGUGAUUUAAUUUUUGAUUUGCUAGGUUAUCUUCUUGAACAGAGAAAGGACCAUGUUUUGUC